Acipenser ruthenus (sterlet) is the source of this 3373-nucleotide messenger RNA. RefSeq names its product membrane-associated guanylate kinase, WW and PDZ domain-containing protein 2-like. The record is from RefSeq and is a predicted model, not a curated record. Bases 227 to 3373 code for a protein of 1048 amino acids. NCBI's taxonomy places the organism in Eukaryota, Metazoa, Chordata, Actinopteri, Acipenseriformes, Acipenseridae. Gene Ontology annotation, molecular function: protein binding. The transcript is spliced from 12 exons. Gene Ontology annotation, cellular component: cytoplasm. Gene Ontology annotation, biological process: signal transduction.
AACAAGUCAAACUUUUUCUUCUGAGUGUAGGGCUUGUAACCUGCCAACCAACCCGCCCCGCCUGCGUGUGACGUGCGAAGCGUUCCAACUAACUAAACCCACGUCACGCGUGAACGCUUUUAUAAUUAACAUCUCAUUUAAAGGGAAAAAUAAAUAAAUACAAAGAAAACUCUUUUGCGAGGAGGAAUUAUUAUUCAUGAAGAAGAUACGAUAGAAAAGGACAACGAUGUCGAAAGCCGCCGUGAGGAGGUUCCACUGGCGCAGCAAAAUUCAAGAGAGUCUGGUGCCUCUAAACGAGGCCUCGGGCGAGAUGGGCGUGGCCCUAGGGGGCGGGGCUGACCACGGGGAGUUCCCCUUCAUCCUGGAGAUCCGGGGGUGCGAGGCCCGGCUGGGAGACCUGGUCCUGGAAAUUGGGGAGACCCCCGUGCUGGGGCUGACGCUGGGGGACGUGAACGGGGUCCUGCACAGCUGCCCCCACCCCGUCUUCAUUAAGACAGUCCCUCCAGGGCCCAGCCUCUGUAAGGACUUGUGUCUCUACCUCAGUAAAUGCUUCACUCCCGGGUCUGUGGACAGCCAGCUGCAACAAGUGAUCAGAGAGAAUCUUUACCUGAGAGCUCUGCCAUGCACGACCAGACCGCUGCGGGACGGGGAGAUCGCCGGGGUGGAUUAUAAUUUUGUAAGCAUCCAGGACUACUUCUCCCUGAAAGAGAGUGGGGCGCUGCUGGAGAGCGGCAUGUUCAAAGGGAAUUAUUACGGGACCCCCCGGCCGCUGCAGAUUGGACAGGACAGCCCCCCCAUCUCGUACCAGGAGCACCGCACCCUGCUGCAGAAAUUCAACACCCGCAGCAAGUCCCUGAGCAACCUGGAGAAAGUGGGAGAGGACGAGGACAGGAGUGAGGAGGGAGACUCGGGCCUGCCCGUCACAGGUGGCUGUGUGGCAAAUAACCCCGCCCCCCCGCUGUCCCCCAGCCAAUCGCGUGACUCGAGCGCAGGGGAGGGCAGCGAGCUGGAGAACGAAGGGGACGCUGUGCGGGGGAACUGGGAGACGGGGUUCAGCGCGAGCGAGGAGCCCUGCUUCAUGAGAGAGCGACAGGGUCCUACUACAGAACUGCUCUGUGGACUGAGCAUUGACCCUGCUUCAGAUAAACCAGGCUGCAGAUAUACCAGUCACAGCGGCAAGACAGACACUUGGCUGGAUCCCAGAACACAGACCAAGGAGACGCAGAACAAGACAGAAAAGAUGUCUAGGUUCACUGAUAAGGCGUCGGAGCUGAAGGGGUACUCUGUCUACACACGCCUCUCCAAGGGGCCUCAAGGAUUCGGGUUCAACCUGGUGGGGGGCAGCCAGCCCCAGGAGUUCCUGCAGGUGUACAGUGUGACCCCUGGGGGCCCCACAGCCUUGCGCACAGCUGAUAUCCUGGUCUUUGUCAAUGACACCUGCGUUCUGGGAAUGUCCCACAAGGAGGCAGUAGAGAUGCUCAAGUCAGUGCCCAGUGGCCACAGCGUGGACCUCGUUCUAAGAAGGGGGUACCCAAUGCUCUAUAACCCCGAUGGUUGCCCCAAACUGAAAGCCGACUCCUCGGCGACCAGCGAUCCCCUACAGGACGAAUCCGGCAGAUCCAACGGGUACCCCAGCAUUCCCAGCAUUCCCAGUAACGGAGUGCAGAAUGCCAGCAGCCUGAACGGCCUGCCUGCCUCCCACAGCGCCCUUGAUCACUCUUCAAUAUGCAACCAGAGGGCUGCACUGGCUGGCUGCAGCAAACCCAACCUGAAACUCACUAACCCACUCCCCAUCAAACCAGGAGCUGGAGGAGAGAGGGGAGGGACGGCAGGAAUGACCCCAGCCUCGAGAACAGAUUCUGGGGCAUCAAAACAGCAACCGGUGCCUCCUUUGCAGCCGACGACAGAUGCGGAACACAGAACAGACUGCGGAUUCCGGGGUUGCCCCGGCAACACCAAUCCGGGCUUGGCUGCCCAGGCUGGGGUUCCGGAAGUGGGCGGGGAGUACAUCCCCGUGCCGAUUGGACGCAGCGAGCAGGGGGCGGGGUUCACGGUGGGACAGGGAGGGCCCGGGGGCGGGCUGGCAGUGGUGAAGAGGGUGCUGGACAGGAAACAGUGUCCAGUCUUGGAGUCGGGAGACGUCAUUGUGAAGGUGAACGGGGCCAGCGUGCAGAGUCUGAGCGUCCCACAGCUGGAGAAGGUGCUGCAGGAGCACAUCAGGGAAGGGGACGUGGUGCUGCUGGUGUACAGAGAGGCCUCUCUCCGAUCCCCUCUCUCUCUCCGCUCGUCCCAGAACGGCUCCCAGUUAAACCAGCUGCCCAAGACCCCCAGCUUCAAAGAACCCAGUUCGAACUGCAGUGAAAAUGGCACAGAACCGAAUAAGUCUGACAGCCCGGACAAGCUGUCCCCAGUCCCAGUGCCCACACUGGAGUUCAAAAAGGCCCUCGUGAAUAGCACCAGCUUCCUGGAACCGGUUCCCUUGACUUUGACCCUGGAGCCCCGUGAAUGGCUGAACGCGGCGGGCCCCACAGGAAGUGCGCAGCCGGGACAGGAAGCCGUGACCCGGGAGGGGUCCCCAUGGGGCUUGGAGGUGGAGCGGAGGAGGCAGGACAAGGGGUGCGGGUUUGUGACGAGGCGCGAGGGCAAAGGCCCUGAAUUCAGGGACGGGAGCCCCAACCCGCACCUCACUCCCCGGGCCCAGACGGCUCCAGUAGGGCACAGAAUCAGGCCAGGGUCAGAGAACCCUGGAGCGAUAGAGGAGGAGGAGGAGAGUCCCAGGAGGUCGAAACUCAAAGAGGAAGAGAGAGACAGGACGAGGAAGAAGAUGUGGACAGCUGCUGCUGCAGCCCCUUCCAGCCUCCGCACCCCUGCCCCCUCGCAGAGGGAGCCCAGGAGACACAGGGGGGGAGGAGGGAAGGGGAGCAGUCAGAGUCCGUCCCGGGACAGAGAGGCGUGGGAGGAGGGAGGCAGACAGAGGGGUAGGAGGAGAGCGAGGGAGCAGAAAGGGAAGGCGGACAAGCGAUCAAAGUCUCUAGAAAGCAGCAGGAAAAUAGAAAAUGGGGGCAGCGGCAUUCGGAAUUCAUUAGAGGGACCCCCGGACACCCCCAAACAAGAACGCACCCCUUCCUGGAGCAGGACGGACGGGAGCAGUGAAGAGGAGGGAUUUGGAGAGAGUUCAACAGCCAGUGGAAAGCAGGGACCCCAGCGACCCACAAGCCCAGAAGCCGCGUCAGACAGACAGGUAGAUGGGUACCUGCUUUUUAAAGACCAGGGGCCACUGGUAAAGAGCACCAUGCAGCCAGGACCCUGGCUACUGCCCAGCAAGGAGCGGCUGUGUGAGGUUUUGGAAACCAAUACACUCAAACCGAACUGA